CUUGAUUCAAUUAAAUUUUAAACAUUUAAAUUACGGCGGAAAAAAGCGGAAGCGUCCAUUUUGCAGAAAAAUGGCGACUGUUUAGCAUCACAAACGGCAAUGGCCACCAAAAAUAUAUAAUAUAUGGUGUUGAAUUCGAGAAAGUUUCAUGUUUAUCAAAGCUUGUAGUCGUACGAGACUGUUUUGCGAUAGAAAAAGAAAAAAAUUUAUUUCAUCAUGACUGCAAAGUCAUCAGUUGAUUUGAGGUCAGAACUAGCUGAGCUUGUUAAAAGGAAGGCUGAAAUAGCUGAAACGUUGGCCAAUUUGGAAAGGCAAAUUUACGCUUUUGAAGGAAGUUACCUCGAAGAUACUCAGUUAUAUGGCAAUAUUAUACGAGGAUGGGAUAGAUAUCUAGCGAGUAACAAAAAUACAAAUAGUAAAGCAGACAAGCGAAAUAGAAAGUUCAAAGAGGCUGAAAGACUGUUUUCAAAAUCAUCUAUAACAUCUAUGGCUGCUGUUAGCGGUUUAGCAGAGAAUGCACAGGAAAAAAUUGACCGAUACAGCGAAUCAGAAUCGCAGAUUGGAAAUAGUGGCAGUGAGGACAAUUGCAACUUCAAUAAUUCCAAUGCAAUUUCGUCUAGCAAUAGUAAAGAAACCAGUGGUAAAAAUCACACGUCAGCUCAGACUGGAUAUACCCAAAAUAAUGGUUCCCUUGGUAGUACAGACAGUAACGCUUCAUUUCCAAUACAAUCUAACGGACCAAUAUCUAAUGGUAAUUUAGAUCAUGGUUCGACACCUGUUAAAGAUGGACUCAACAACAGUAAAGAUGCCAAUAAAAGUAGACCCUCGAAUAGCGCUAAAAAGAGUAGUAGUAAGAGAUCGAGAAAUAGGUAGGAUCGGUAAACAAGAUUUUUAAUCACUUUUUCAUUAUGAAUGAAUUUGUUAAAUAGUUCACUUUCCAUUGAACAUUACUAUAUAAAAAAAAGCGUCAUCCAAUGUCAAAUCUAUGAAACUAUAUAGGGUCAUAUGUCGUAUCGAUGGGGCUGCAACGACUUGAUGUAUACCCAUCGUUCUUGAUUGUACACUUGAUUUUCUUUUUCUGUAAUGUAUAUUUAAUGUCUGCGGUAACUUAUUUAUUUUAACAUCUCGAUAUAAACUGUAGCUAAGCAAGUGUAAAAAUGUCCAAUGUCAACUGUAAAAUAUUGUUUGGUAAAUGCGUUGCGGACCCUGAAAAUAAACCUAUUAAAAAAUGUAUAACACUAAGCGCUUAAGUCUCAUUGUUGGUAAAUAGAUUGUAGACGACUAGACGGGCUAUAAUAAAUACAAUCAAUUCAGCAAUUAAUGAGGCAUAAAUACAUAAUAAAAUAAUUAGUACUUUCUUUUAAUAGACGAAUUGAUUGAUGAAUUAGUACAGUACGUCAUAGAUAGGAGAAGAAGAAUUGAUGAUUAUUUAUAUAUUUUUUACAUUUUACGCUGAUGAUACAUUCGGAAUUUUCUGUUCUUUUUUCUAACUUUCAAUGAUGACAUAUACAAUACAAUUUCUUAUUUAACGAACGAAGGAAGUUAAAUGGUGUAAAAUUUGCGAUUGAAUCUAACUGCAUCAAGUUAUAUAAUUGCUAUAAAUUACCUCGAAUUUAUGCAUCUGAAAAUUAUACGAUAUGUAAAACUGUUUUCUGUAGGACCAGAAUUGAAAACCGUGUAAAUUAAUAUUUAAUUGUUUCUUGUAAUUUAUUAUUGUAAUUAAACCAUUUUUUAUCAAUUUGACACGUUGACUUUCUUACAUUUAUUCCAAACCGUUUUGUCCAAUUAGAUUGUACUCUUGAUUAUUUGACAAACUAGGUUUUUCAUUCUAAUUAAAUAAUAUAAAUUUCAAGUUGAUAGGCCUAACGAGAUCAGAAUUUCUAUGCAACGUCGUACGUGCGGUUUUUUAUUAAAUGCGUGACUGUUCUCGAUUUCAACCGCAUGUGGCCAAUAGAAAAAUAUGCAAAGUCUCUGUGGCACACAAGUCUUAGUUUGACUUGGCAUUGAUCCCUCAGC
This is a messenger RNA of Phymastichus coffea, 2016 nucleotides long. It is a transcript of the gene Eaf6, whose product is annotated as chromatin modification-related protein MEAF6. The record is from RefSeq and is a predicted model, not a curated record. NCBI's taxonomy places the organism in Eukaryota, Metazoa, Arthropoda, Insecta, Hymenoptera, Eulophidae. The transcript is spliced from 4 exons. Gene Ontology annotation, cellular component: NuA4 histone acetyltransferase complex. The coding region runs from base 217 to 873 and encodes 218 amino acids.